Molecule: messenger RNA, 2678 nt
Organism: Protopterus annectens (West African lungfish)
Lineage: Eukaryota; Metazoa; Chordata; Ceratodontiformes; Protopteridae
Gene: ANTXR1
Product: ANTXR cell adhesion molecule 1
Exons: 18
Coding region: 280-1938 (552 amino acids)
Cellular component (GO): membrane
Molecular function (GO): signaling receptor activity
Source: RefSeq, a predicted model, not a curated record
UAUCUGACACAAAUGGGAAAAGCUCUGCUGCAGAAAACAAUGCCGGAGAUUUAGUUCACUUUUAUUACCUGAAAAAAGACCUGAAGCCACUAAGGGAAGUGAUAAACUCAGAAUACACAGAAAGUAAAUUUCAAAAGAAAGGCUUGGAGCAUAUUUGUGAAUACAGACUUUUGAACUGCAAAAUAUUCCACAGUUCUAUCUCCUAAGGAGAUUAUGCAUUAAAGACUUGCAGAAAACUCACGUUUAUUUUCCUGGAUAGUAUAAAUUUUGCCUGUUAACAUGGCCAGUGGACAGGGACUUGACCUCAGAUAUGUUCUCGGAUACAUUGUGAUAACAUUUCUUCUGGUGUGUGAUGGGCAAAGGGGUGAAAAAGGAAACAAAGAUACCUGUUACGGUGGAUUUGACUUGUACUUCAUCCUAGACAAAUCAGGAAGUGUCCAACACCACUGGCAUGAAAUCGUUUACUUUGUUGAACAUCUGGCUCACAAAUUCAUAAGCCCUCAGCUCCGGAUGUCCUUCAUUGUUUUCUCAACGAGAGGUACAACACUGAUGAAAUUAACAGAAGACAGGGAAGUCAUCAGACAAGGUCUGGAAGAGUUGCGGGAUGUCCUUCCUGGUGGAGACACUUACAUGCAUGAAGGCUUUCAAAUGGCCAGUGAGCAAAUCGCAUAUGAAAACACUUAUGGUUACCGGACAGCGAGCGUUAUCAUUGCACUGACAGAUGGUGAACUUCAUGAAGAUCUCUUUUACUACGCAGAACAUGAGGCCAAUCAAUCUCGAAGUCUAGGGGCCACUGUUUACUGUGUUGGAGUAAAAGAUUUCAAUGAAACCCAGCUGGCCCGCAUUGCUGACAAUAAGGAUCAUGUUUUUCCUGUAAAUGAUGGCUUUGAAGCUCUGCAAGGGAUCAUUGACUCUAUUUUGAAGAAGUCUUGUAUAGAGAUUCUAGCUGCUGAGCCUUCCCAAAUAUGUGCAGGAGCAUCCUUCAAUGUUGUGGUAAAAGGAAAUGGAUUUCUUCAUGCCCGCAAUGUGCAAAAAGUUCUCUGCAGCUACAGGAUCAAUGAGAGUCUCACUCUGACUGAAAGGCCAUUGGAAGUAGAAGAUACGUAUCUACUCUGUCCAGCCCCUGUUUUAGAGGAAGUAGGCAUGGAAGCAACCCUUCAAGUCAGCAUGAAUGAAGGCCUAAGUUUCAUAUCAAGUUCGGUUACUAUCAGCACAACAAGCUGUUCAGAUGGAACCAUCCUGGCUAUCGCUCUCCUGGUCAUUUUCAUCCUGCUGCUACUUGCCCUUCUCUGGUGGUUCUGGCCUCUGUGCUGCACAGUGGUUAUUAAAGAAGCCCCGCCCCCAGCUGAAUCUGAAAGUGAGGAUGAUGAUGAUGAUGGACUACCCAAGAAAAAAUGGCCAACAGUAGAUGCAUCAUAUUAUGGUGGGCGAGGGGUUGGAGGCAUUAAGAGAAUGGAGGUCCGCUGGGGAGAAAAAGGCUCAACAGAAGAAGGGGCAAAGCUGGAGAAAGCAAAAAAUGCUAGAGUCAAAAUGCCAGAACAAGAAUAUGAAGAUCAGCCACCAAAAAUUCUCAAUAAUGGUUUCCGUAAACCACCUUCCCCUCGAAAAUGGUACUCUCCAAUUAAGGGUAAACUGGAUGCUUUGUGGGUUUUACUUCGGAAAGGUUAUGAUAGAGUAUCUGUGAUGCGACCACAGCCUGGAGAUAAGGGUCGAUGUAUAAAUUUUACCAGAGUGAAGACCAAUGAUUCACCAUCAAGAUACCCUAUCUAUAAGCAGCCCCCCUCCUCAUCUCUACCACCUUCCCCCAUUUAUACCCCUCCUCAGCCACCUGCAUAUCCCACACCUUCUCCAACCUCCACUCUACCUCCGCCUCCUCCAGGUCCACCUCCAAGUCGUGCUCCUCCCCCAUCCAGACCCCCACCUUGCCCUUAUUUCUAAAUCAAAUUCAUUAAACAACAGUUUGGAUCUAUUUCAGAAGUACUGUAAGAGUUGCAUGUAUUGGAUUCAAAGGUUUUGCCAUUCUAAGAUGUUUUAAACUAUAGAGCAAGCCAUGUUUGAUUCCUUAUGUCAUAAUGUCACUAUAUUUAUGUAGAUAUAAUUCCACAACGUUUUUGUAAAGUUCCAGAAUGGAUUAUGUGCUAUAUUGUAGUUUUAGUAUAUCAGUAUUGUAAGAUGUUAAAAGUUUAACUAUUUUGCAACAGAAGAAAGGCUGUGUUCACAAAUGGUGAGGAAGGACAAUUAUCUCCCAAAGUUAAAAGAUGAAAUGUCAGAAUAAAUGGAUCAAUAUUUUGUGGAAAGCCUUUUCUUUUAUGGCCUCUGAAGUAGGAUACCGCUAGAAUAGAGGUUUCCAACUUUCUGCAUGGAUGUAAUUAACCUGUUGUCAGUUUGGACUAAUCUGCCCUUCAAAACAGGCUACCAGUGGACUAGUGCACUUCAAGAAAAAAUUAUUUUUCUGGAAAGAGGCUCACAUCUACAAGAUGAUAGAUCUCCUUUCUGUUUGUAAUAGUCUGCAGAUGACUUCUGUAUUGGAAUUGCUAAAGACAGUACAGUUACAUUAAUGAGAAAUGGGACAGUAUAACAUCACUACGGAGAACACAAAAGAAUACAGAAAACAGCUGUCACAGUAUGAAAUAAAUCAGGAAAUACAGCUCUUCAUGAAUGCCACGACUGAUUUGUAA